Carassius carassius (crucian carp) is the source of this 615-nucleotide messenger RNA. RefSeq names its product gem-associated protein 6-like. NCBI's taxonomy places the organism in Eukaryota, Metazoa, Chordata, Actinopteri, Cypriniformes, Cyprinidae. Gene Ontology annotation, biological process: spliceosomal snRNP assembly; spliceosomal complex assembly. Gene Ontology annotation, cellular component: nucleus; SMN complex. The transcript has 2 exons. Bases 93 to 608 code for a protein of 171 amino acids. The record is from RefSeq and is a predicted model, not a curated record.
CAUACGCGUUCUGCGCGCGGCGCGGGUGAAGAUGAAGUCGCACGCGGAUGGAUCAGCGCCAGCGGUGAUCGAGUGAUCGGUGUUCCGCGGAGAUGCUGCAGUGGAGCUCCAGGAGUCCUCGACACUGGCACGAGUUCGUCAAUCAUGAGGUCUGCGUCACGGCGGGAGAUCAGCAGCGCUUCGAGGGACGCGUGUUCACCGUGGACCCCGUCUCCGCCAGUGUGGUGCUGGUGAGCGUCCAGGAGAACGAGUGUCCGUCGGUGAGGGUGAUUCUGGGUCACGCGGUGACUGAUGUCCAGAUCCUCAGGAGAGGAACAGAGGAAACGGAGCGUCAGAUGAAGAGCGUCUUCCUGCCGGACCGAGCACAGAGUCUCAGCGCGGAGGAGCUGAAGUCUCGGCGGGAGAGUGUGCGUCUGUGGCUGGAGAAGAACCGAGUCCCGGUGACUGAAGAUGGAGAGGUUCUGUGUGUGGCGAACGCUCUGACCAUCAGCGCCCCCUACAGGCCUGGAGACUGCAGCAGCGCCAACGAGAUCAUCCUGUCUCGCAUCCAGAGUCUAGUGGAGAGCAUCCCUGGAGCAGAACAACCCUCAGGACAGACACAUCAGUGAAGAAGGC